GCGUGCGGCGCGCCUCUCAUUGAUGUCAAAUUGCGGCGAUCUGGUGGCAGGGCAUGGCGGUGGGGAAAGGUGCUGGUGGUGGUGGUGGAAGGGUGUGACUGUGUUGGGCAUGUUAUUGGUUGAUUACGAUUGUCUUAGCCGUUUUUUUUUUUCUUCUUUUUUAAGAUAUACCUGUGAUUCUUGGUAUGCUUAUGGUUAUGUCCCGGAUAUGGUGGUGGCAGGUUACGGCAGUAGCAGGCCACUGGGCAUGGUGGGUCCUGUGCAGGCAUAGGGAUUGCAUGCCUUAACGUCUUCAGACGGACUGUGUCCGGAGGGGGCAGAUUCCGGGAUGUAAGGCGUGUCGCUGGGUCCGUCGUGGUUUGAGGCAUCCUGUAAACUCUGGAUGUCCUUGAAGAGUGCCUCGGGCCAAGGUGGAGACAGGAAGAGGUGGCACCGCUCUAUUUGACCCUCAUAACCUGAGGGACUUGUGUCUAAACCUCGGUGGAUUGGUCUUGGCGCUGGACUUGCAGCAUCUUGGAGCUGGGGAUGGAAGGCGGCGGCGAGGAGGGAGGGAGGAAAGACAGGUCACUCCGGUAGGCUGACGGGCGCUCCGCUGCAGGUUAUUUAGUGCAGCUGGACGAUGGCUGGCCUUAACGAUAGGGCUUCACUGCCCUUAACAAGAAUUACUUGAAGUUGGGAGUUGGUUGGCGGCGUGUGCGGUGGAGAUGACAAGCCUGCGUCUGCCAAUUAGCGUUUUUUGUCCUUGCCCGAAGUGGUUUGAGCUGGUUCUCUCAUUUGUUUUGCUGCCUUUACUUUGAACUUUCUUUCAAGACCUCCAUUCACUUGAGAACAACAAUUGCACGUUAGACUAAUGCAAACUUGUUAAUACUGCUAUUAUCCUAUGUUAAUUUUGGAGCAAAUAUAAAACAACUGUCAGAGCCAGCGGCAUAAAUCAGAUAUCCCUUAUAUUAGCAUCAACCAAUCACCAACCUCCUUUUAAUUCAAAGUCCAUCUCUCCCGUACCGUGAGUGGCUGGUGGGAGCCCGGUGGGCGGGGCCUCGAGCGUCCCUCCCCUCGUCUCUGAAGUGUUGUCAGGGGAGAGCUGCCAAAGACUUCAAGAUGAUGUCCAACACAAUAUAAUAUGUCACAUCUUUUCUAAUAAUUAUACAUAUUCACGACACAUUAUUGCGAAAGUAUAGUCACGUAAGAUAUUGCAAGUGUCAAAAUGAAAGAAAUGUGCUAGCAACACUAAGAAGUAGUCCAGGACUCCGUCGAGCAUCAGGCGUGAUCACCUCUAAGGGCGCGGGGGAGGCUAAGACAGAGGCCGUGGGGUGGGGAGGGUUUUUGCUUGGCGUCUUCUUAUGUUGAGUCUUGCUAGCAGCCGCCACCACCGCUCUCCUGAACCUCCCGGCCGCACCGCCCUCCUGCACCGCCGGUAAAAGCCAGGGCCGCUACCUUCUGCAGGGAGCUCCCCGGAGAGACCCCGCAGCACCAGCCGGCCGCUACCACCGCUACCACUCAUCACAACACUAACUGGCUGCUGGUCGCUGUUUUUGAGGUGAGUGGUUGAUGGGUCGUGCAAGAUCCCCUCAACUCCUGUUCAACUUUGGGAUGAUGGCGGUUUUGCUUUGGAUCAAUACCCAGCCAUGACGUCACCCGAGGCGGCGGCAUGAUGACCUGAGGAAGGCGGCGAGAGGGAAGGUGGUGUGGCUGUGACUGUGACUGUGGAUGUUCGGGGUGGGUGUGACUGCAAGCACAGCCCCUCUGCCCCCUCCCUCCCUCGCCGCUCACUCUCUUUCUCUCUCCCCUCGCCCUUCUGCCUCACUCUUUCCCUCGCACUCACCCUCUCCCUCCCCCUCUCCCGCAUGCACAAGCAGAAUGCAACGCUGGCGCAUUACAGGCAUGCACGGCCGGGACCAGGGCGUGUGUACGUGCGUAGAGACGGUGCUUCUGGCCGCAGCCGUGCAGGAGGGAGGGAGGAGGGGCGCCUUACCCCUUGAUGCACGCCUCACACACAACUACACCAGUUUUUCCAUUACUUGUUGACGUAAAGCGCGGAGAGGACAGCUUCCCUCCGCACCUCUCUUCUCAGUCGACACAAUAACAUCUCGAAUAUUUACUCUUCUUGAGGCGGCGGAUUGCUUCCAGAUACGUCAAGUGUUGCAGCUGGAGUAGAGUAGAGAUCCAGGUGUUGGGGUAACCGCCGUGCCGCACCACGCCGCCCACUCUCUCCCGCGCCCAUCAUGUGACCCACCGACACCUCCAUGCUGCUCGUGCCUCCUACCUCGCGCGCUGCCCCCUUCGCCGAGCCCCUGGUGCCGCCCACAACUGAGAGUAGCGGGAGUGUCGCUGCCUACCCCAACCACACAUUGGUGCCAGUCAAGGUUGAGCCCUCCCACCCCCGCUACCCGCCCCACCACCCGCCGCUCCCCGACAUCCACCUACGCCCACACAUGUCCGGCCUGAGCGAGACUCAAUACCCGCCCGCGUCUACCGCUACCCACUCGGCGCCCACAACGCCCGCGCCACCUUCCACUCCCACGCCUGCUCCCACAGUCAGUGCCCCGUCCGACCGCUCGGGGUCCGGCGGAUCUGCCAGCGGGGGGCCGCUCUCCAUCCUCCCGCCCACGGUGGUCGGCCCCUCGACAGGCAGUAUCGUUCCCACGUCCUCAUCCUCGGGUCCCGUGGGCGCCCUCACCCCGGCUAUGCCCGUGCCAGGGCCCUCCAACCCACAGUCCCAGCCCCCGCCAUCACAGCAGCAGGGGCCACAGGGCCACCACCCCCUGCUGGGAUACGUCAACCACGGAAACAAGAUCGUCUCCCGUAACCUCAACGGCACGCGGCCCAACUACCCACCAAUCAGCCAAACCGAUCGCCGCCCAGAAUCCAUAAGGCGCGCACAAGAUUACGGACACCCAAGUAAGUUGUCGCAGGCCCCUCCAGUCCCUCCACCUCCCCACAUGUCUUCCUUCGCCGCCGCCGCCGCCGCCGCCGCCGCCGCCGCCGCUCCUGGGCUAAGUCAGUUAUUAUAAUUAUGGUCCUUUUUUUCAUCCUUCUCGUGUUAUAUUUUCUUGGGCCGCGUUUCUUUGUGUGAUCUUCAUGCAUGGGACGUGGUUUCCUGGCGGCCGUACUGUCGUGUAAUCUGAAGUGAAGUGGU
Messenger RNA from Scylla paramamosain (green mud crab), 3136 nucleotides. RefSeq lists its product as uncharacterized. The record is from RefSeq and is a predicted model, not a curated record. Bases 2244 to 3011 code for a protein of 255 amino acids. Lineage: Eukaryota; Metazoa; Arthropoda; Malacostraca; Decapoda; Portunidae. The transcript has 4 exons.